This is a messenger RNA of Durusdinium trenchii, 3030 nucleotides long. Lineage: Eukaryota; Dinophyceae; Suessiales; Symbiodiniaceae. The record is from the annotation of a GenBank genome assembly.
AUGAGGACCAUGCUGGAAUAUUAUAUCACUGGCAGUGAAGAGGAAUUCCGACGGCUCGAGGUCUAUCACUACUUCGGUACCUUCAGCCGCUCGAUGGUGUCCCUCUGCGAGAUGACCUUGGCCAAUUGGCCUACACCUUCACGCGUGCUCACCGAGAACGUGAGCGAAGUUUGGAUCUUCUUCGUUCUCAGCUUCCAGCUGUUGGUGGGCUUUUCUGUCAUGAAGGUGAUCAUGGGUGUUUUCCUGCAGAACACGUUCAACGUGGCCAGCAAUGACGACGUCAUCAUGAUGAGCCAGAAAGAGAGGGCAGUGAAGGUCCACACCAAGAAGAUGGAGGCGCUCUUCGACGCCGCGGACGAGAACGGCAACGGCCGGCUCGACGAGGAGGAGUUCGACAGCAUCAUCCAAGACCCGGCCUGUGUCGCCUGGUUGAGCGCACCUUGGACUCAAGGGAUGGAUUCUGCGCAUGAGCUCCAUGACCUCUACAAGCUCCUCUGUGCGGAAGGCACCUCGGACCUCUCAGCCGUGGAGCUUUGCAACGGCGUGGCGUCGCUGAAGGGCAACGCCACCAGCUUAAAUAUGGCCUUGUUGCAGAAGGAUCAACUGAAGAUCAAGGACGGGCGAACAUUUGGCCGUUUGUGGACUGAGCGUUUGGAGCUCAUGGAUGCGAUGUGUAUGUCCAUGGUGAAGCUACAAGGUCGCUUGCAGUACUCUCACAAGAAGGAUCAAGGAGGCGAUUCCUCGUCGAGCGGCAGCGACUCCGACGACAGCUCCGACAGCUUCGGCGAGGAGGACGCCGACGCCCCGAUCAGUACGACGCGCUCGGGGAAGCUGGUCACGCAAGCGUCCCAAGGCGCAGAACGUCGCGGAAGCCUGAAUGCCUGGAUGCGCCAACGGGCGGCACAUCGAGGUGUUGCCACAAAGAGAGCCACUGCAGUGGGUGCUGUGUCGCAAGCGCUCUUCAACAAGGAGAACGAGGAGCUCAUGCCAGAAGCGCGAUGGGUCUCGGGGAUGAGGCUGCGCGCGCGACUGGCCAAGUUGGUCUUGAGUUUUCCCUUCGAGGUGGCCUUUGGCGCGAUUUGUGCCAACACGUGCGUCAUGGCCUUUCAGUCGGAGUAUAGCAUUGACCGACCAGCAAAUGAGAUUUGGCCUGGUGCAGAGCUGGCCUUUGACAUUUUGGAACCUUGGGAAAUUGUCCUCAAGGUGGGCGUACUGUACCACCAUUUCUUCAAGGUCCGCCAACAAGCACCCCCCGCCCGCGAUUGCUUCCUCGAAUGGGAGGGUGUUGGAGGGCGCUUUCAUGGCUUUCUGCGCUGCGAGGACCUUUGGAAUCUGAUGGACUUUGCAGUAGUGGCGGAGCUUCGGCCGCAGAAUGUGAUCCUGAAUUUCUUUCCUGUCUGGUACCUGGAGACCUUGACGGGCUCGGACAACCUCCCCAUCCAUCCGAUGAUGCUUCGCCUGUUCCGGCUCGUGAAGCUCUCGCGUGUGGUUCGUUUGGUGCGUAUCUUGGAAAAGUACGACGCCUUGUAUUUGUGCCUCGGGAUGAUCGCGUCGAUCCGGGGCUCCGUGGCGGCCCUGGCGUGGUCCACGAUUUUGCUCGUCGUGGUGCAGAUGAUGCUUGCGCUCUUUAUGACCACCAUCCUGGAGGUGAUCAAUGAUCUGGAGGUUGCCAUCGAAGUUGCCGAUCCGUGGCGGGUGUUAUAUCCGGAAGCCAGAACUCUGGUGGCAGCAGAGUCCUUCCAGCUGCGCCUAAGGGAAGAUAACACCAUCACGGUGACCGCACGGGACUGUGAGUUCGAUCAGACUGAACUGAAGGUGAUGGUCUCUGAAGUGAAUGUGGACUUCUGCCGAAAGGUGGGAGACUGGCUGAAGCAGGAGCAACAAGCCAUUCGAGAGGAGGAGAAGCAAGUGAAGCGCAGAGAAAGAGAACUUGAGGAGAGGACCAGAUCCGAGGAAUGUCGAAUACGGAUACAUUCCAAGUUGAGUUUUUCGUUUAUGCUGCUGGGUUGGUUGGUGUGGGAACUACAUGCGUUGAGCUUUUCUGAUGCACUCAGCCUCAUGGCCCGGAUUCUUUGCCCAGCAUUGCUUUUUUUCUGCUUGGCAUGGGCAUUGCCCAACACUAAGAGAUGCCAACUGCUUUUGCUUUUGCUGGCCUGCGCCUGGGCAUUGGGAUGCUUCAUCGUGGUUAGAGGACUCGGCCCUUUCAUGGGGAUUUGGGCACGCCACCUGUACCUGGCCGAUGGCUAUGAUCGUCGCGAAGAUCACGAGAAGGCCAAAUUCCAUGCGCGGGAGGCGACCAUCCUGUUUGAAGGAAAGGUCAUCGAGAAGCCUGGCACAGCCUGUAUUGCCUCCUGGCCUGGUCUCUACGCAACUGCCUGGCAUUACUUGGCAAGACGUGCUCAAGGUGCCCAAACAAGUGCAGCCGUGGUCUUUAUGGCUGAGGGUACCCAGCUCUAUGGGAAGCACUGCCCGAUACCUGAGGAGGAGGAGUUGCAUGGAGCCUGUUGGUGCUUUCCACUGUAUGGGGAGGAGAAGGAAUGGGGCUGCAAGUGGUGGGAAGUAUGGAUUCAGAAUGUCCACAUGGCCAUGGCAUGUGGCGCUGUCCUCCAUGUCUACUUCUGGGAGGGGCUUUGUGCGAAAGGAAAGGCUGCAAGUUUUGCCACUGUCGGACAAGAAAACUUUGCCGGAGAGAGUGUGAGAAACAAGAUCAAGGACUUUGAGAACAGCAAAGAGUUUGAGGAUGCGAGGCAAGCUGGUAUUUUGAGGCUUUCCGACAAGAAGAGGUAUGAUGGCUCAUCCCAACAGAGUCGUGAGAAACAGCGUUUAUUCCGGCAAUGGCUGCCACCGCAGGAGCGCAGGGUUUUGGAGAAGGCAGAAGGACUGGGAGAUUCCCAGAGAGCUGAGGUAGCCUGGCUUGACAGAAAGGGAUACCCGUACAUAGAGAUGGAUGUGUCCCCGUUUCUGAAGCCAGCUGAUUCUGAAGCGCGCGAGGUGCAAGCUUUGUUACGAACCUUUGGUCGGUCUACCUGA